Molecule: messenger RNA, 5504 nt
Organism: Capra hircus (goat)
Lineage: Eukaryota; Metazoa; Chordata; Mammalia; Artiodactyla; Bovidae
Gene: GRWD1
Product: glutamate rich WD repeat containing 1
Exons: 7
Coding region: 333-1673 (446 amino acids)
Molecular function (GO): protein binding
Source: RefSeq, a predicted model, not a curated record
UGAUGGAAUCCCGGUCUGGAGUGCCUGUAUAGUUGAUGGGGCAAACAGGCCUCCUGCAGAACUACAACUCCCAGGAGGCCUUGCCGCCGCUCUGCGGAAGAGCGCCCCAAAGUCACGGGAAGGGUAUAGUUGCUUCGGAUCCGCAGGCCUCGGUAGCCAAGCCAGGAUGCUGUUUUCUUAGUUCUUCUUCGCCCUCUCCCCAUCGCGCUCUCUAAUUGGUGAACCAGGAGGUUUCCAAGGUAACCGGGCAGUAGGGCGGAUCCUCCUAAGAAAGGAAAACGCAACCCAGAAGUGACGUUAUUACCUCGCGCCAGCGGCGAGAGGCUCCGAAGAUGGCGGCGCGCAAGGGUCGGCGGCGCACGUGUGAACCUGGGGAGUCUAUGGAGACCGAAUCCCAAGAAACAGGGUCUAAGGGUCAGGCUCAGGUCUACCUACCGGGCCGGGGACCGCCGCUGCGCGAAGGAGAGGAGCUGGUCAUGGACGAGGAGGCCUACGUGCUGUACCAUCGAGCACAGACUGGCGCCCCCUGUCUCAGCUUCGACAUAGUCCGGGAUCACCUGGGAGACAACCGGACUGAGCUUCCUCUUACUCUUUAUCUGUGUGCUGGGACGCAGGCCGAGAGCGCCCAAAGCAACAGAUUGAUGAUGCUUCGGAUGCACAAUCUGCAUGGGACAAAGCCCCCACCACCCGAGGGCAGCGACGAAGAGGAGGAGGAGGACGACGAAGAGGAUGAAGAAGAGCGGAAGCCUCAGCUGGAGCUGGCUAUGGUGCCCCACUAUGGAGGCAUCAACAGAGUUCGGGUGUCGUGGCUGGGUGAGGAGCCGGUGGCUGGGGUGUGGUCAGAGAAGGGCCAGGUGGAAGUGUUUGCGCUGCGGCGACUCCUGCAAGUGGUGGAUGACCCCCAAGCCCUGGCCACCUUCCUCCGAGAUGAGCAGGCCCGCGUGAAGCCCAUCUUCGCCUUCUCUGGCCACAUGGGCGAGGGCUUUGCCCUUGACUGGUCCCCUCGUGUGCCUGGGCGCCUGCUGACCGGUGACUGUCAGAAGAACAUCCACCUCUGGACGCCAACGGAUGGGGGCUCCUGGCAUGUGGACCAGCGGCCAUUCGUGGGCCACACACGCUCCGUGGAGGACCUGCAGUGGUCCCCGACCGAGGACACAGUGUUUGCCUCCUGCUCAGCUGAUGCCUCCAUCCGCAUCUGGGACAUCCGGGCAGCCCCCAGCAAGGCCUGCAUGCUCACCACCGCCACCGCCCAUGACGGGGACGUCAACGUCAUCAACUGGAGCCACCGGGAGCCCUUCCUGCUCAGCGGCGGGGAUGACGGAGCCCUCAAGGUCUGGGACCUGCGGCAGUUCAAGUCUGGCUCCCCAGUGGCCACCUUCAAGCAGCACGUGGCCCCCGUGACCUCCGUCGAGUGGCACCCCCAGGACAGUGGGGUCUUUGCAGCCUCGGGUGCGGACAACCAGAUUACACAGUGGGACCUGGCCGUGGAGCGGGACCCUGAGGCCGGUGACGUGGAGACGGACCCGGCGCUGGCGGGCCUCCCCCAGCAGCUGCUCUUCGUGCACCAGGGCGAGACGGACCUGAAGGAGCUGCACUGGCACCCACAGUGCCCCGGGGUGCUGGUGAGCACCGCCCUGUCGGGCUUCACUGUCUUCCGCACCAUCAGCGUCUGAGCUCGGCCUGUCUGUUCCUCCACUUACUUGGAACUGAAGUUGAAGUUCAUCAUUUCCCUGGAAGGGACUCGUUCAGAUCUGCUGGCCAGUGCCUCGCUGAAAGGACUUGGUUUGGCCCUUUGGCCACCAUGAUGGAUUCUGUCUGACUUACUGCUCUUUGCAAGGACUUGGUUUGGUCCAGUGCCCCUCUUGCUAAGAGAGAUGGUUUGACUUGUGGCUCUAAAAGUAAGACUCGGUUUGCUCCCCUUGAUUCCUCCACUGAAGCACUUGGGUUGACCCCUGUAAAACCACUGCCAUUGCCUCCAGUGAACCCUCUGACCCAAAGACUUGGGUCAACCCAGUGAGCCCCACCUGUCAGAAGAGUCCAUUAGCCCAUUUCCCAAAUGGGCCUGGGGUGGCCUGUGUUGCUGCGGGUAUUUUGUCAGCUGCAGGCCCUGGGCUUGACUCUCUGAUCUCUCUGCUGCUGGUCUCCCCCAGGGAACUCAAGCGCCUUAGAGUGGCUGGACCAAAUUCGAGCUGUGGGUCCCUCCAGCAGAAUUUGGUGUGGCCCUUGUCUUCCUGCCAGCUGGGCUGGACUGGGCGGAGCUUUCUCCCCUCCUCCCAGAGACAGGCACUGUGCAGGGGGCAAGUCAGGGGCUCUCGAGGGGCAAUAAAGGGCCAGAAUGGAGCCCGAACUGUGGGGGCUGGUCCUUCUGGCCGCAGUCUCAUGAGGAAACAGGGAGGGUUUGGCACCUGGCUGUCCCUGGACCGCUGGGUCCAGCCCUCAGCCCAUUGGCACUCUCUGGGUCUGCCUCUCCUAAAUUUUAUUCCAUCUGGAACUCACCCCAGGUCUCGGUGGGGAAGAGUUAUCUCAUGUGUGUCCCUGUGUGCUGAGGCUUCACCUCGGGGGAACCAGGGAGCCCCCGUCUCUCUCAUCCUUCGCCCCUGCCCUCGUCAUCACUUUCUCCCCAUUUCUUUGUUCCUUCGACUGUUUCCCCAUCUUUCCACAUCUCCUGGCCCCCAGCCUCUGUCUCUGUGCCCCCUCCCCCCUGUGUCUCUCCUCUGCCACCGCUGUCUCCUCUCCAGCCUGCUUGGGCCGCAGCCCAGCCGUCCUGCCUGGCCAUCCUCCCUGGCUCCCCCUCUGCGGCUCUGAGCUGGCCCCACCCCCUGCCCCCCCUCGGGCUAGGACUCCUCUGAUCCGCCCGUGAGCACAGAGGUCGGGGGCCCGAGACGGGCCGCAGCACCGCAGCACCCACAGAGGCCUUUCCUUGGCCCAAGCAGAGGAUCCCCCGGCAGAGGGCAUGGGGGUGGGCUGCCCCACCAGGUACGUGCCUCCACGCAGACACCCUGGGCAGGGGUCCUGACUUUGAGAGCUGUCCCCCGCCUCCCCCCACCAUCUUCCUCGCUCGGGUGUCUACCCCAGUGCUCCCACCCUAUCCUCCCGGUUCCUCAUCCCCCAGAUCUGGGGCCCCCAGCCCAGCCCAUCUCCCAUCUCCAUUUUCGGCCUUAUUUUCACUGCCUCCGCGGACCACCCCCCCCCCCCAGCCCCGGCAUCCUGCAUCUCUUCUCAUCCCAUCUUCGUCUCUGAUCUGGUCUGUCUCUCCAUUUCCUAAGAUGGGAUCUCUGCUUGCCUUUGCCCGGUUGCUCCUCCUUCCGCCUGCCUCUUUUCUGUCUCCCACUCUGUCCUCUCUGGGUGCCUGUGGCCGUGGGGAGGUCCUCUGUCCUUUCCUCUUCGGGACAGCCUCUCCCUGCCCAUCUCUUACCCUCUGUACCCUGGUCUGUCUGCAGUCUCCACGCUACACCCCCUCCUGGCAGUUUCUGCCCUCCAACCUGCUGUUGCUCAGGCCCCACUGGGGAGUCGGGGGAGGGUCGUGGGGGGACAGCCAGGGUCUCAGGGAGCAUGUGAAAAUGCUUCCAUUGGGGGAGGCGGGGGGGGGCAGCACUUGGGCGGGGCUUCUCGGCCCCAGAUUAGACAGUGACUUUGAAACGAAGUUGACGCACCUUAAGCCCCAUGUCGCCUUUAUAUGGAAACAUUAAGCUGCUCUCCCAGGUCAGAGGGAGGCGGUGAGGGGGUGGGGAGGGCUUGAGGCUCUGGAUCCGCUUCCCUCGGAUCCUGCUGUCGGUGAUGGGAGGUGCAUGGGCCCCAAGGCAGAGCCCCAUCCCAGCUCUCAGGGCCAUGCUGGACUCUUGACGGGACCCCCCCCAGAGGUGAAAGGCAUCCCCACCCCCACCCCCAGCCUGCCUCGUGAAAUGGACAAGAUCACGUCUGUCUCUUGGGGCUGAGGGUGACAACGGGAGGAUUUAGGGAAACGAGAUCCUGGGUUGCAGAGGCUCAGGACUCAAACCGGCAGCCCACCCCCGGCACUUCAUGGCUCUGGCCGGAUCUCUGAGUCCGCUCCCCAACCUGUGAAGCAGGGUGAUGAUCUUGACUUCCCAGCGUCCUGAGCGGCCAAGGUGAGCCCAGCGGGUGGGCUGCAGACUUCUGGGAGCUUGGCAAGGCUGGGGACCGAGGUGCUCAGGAAACAAGGGCGAGUGAUGAGGUGGUCUGUGGUCCCGUCUGGUGCUCAGGCUUGGGCACCAGGAAGGCUGGAUUGGAGUCCAGGGUCUGCUGUUUCCUUGACUGAGACACCUGGGACAAGGGAUGAACCUCAGUGCCUCUGUUUGCUUUCCCGUCAAGCAGAGUCCCCACACCCAUUGGUGUGGGUGUGAGGAGGCCCCCACCCAUCACCCACCUCCUGCAUCAUGUCAUCGGGUAGUGGGGACUCUGAGCAAGAGAGGGCUGCAAAUGGCAACAUUUGCCUGUAUUCUAACCUCAGACCUGCCCCCUUCAACAGCUUCAGUUGCCGCUGCUUGAAAGAACAGUCUCUAAUGCCCAGAAAGUUGAGGGUAUAAAAAAUGUUGGGGCACGUCAUGGGCUGUGCACACAACCAGGUCCGCUGACUGGAGCCUCAGCUUUGCCUGUGUAGAGUGGGCCUAAGAAAUGCCCAUAUUGGGGGUGGAGACUGGGUGGUCACAGACAGCAGGUCCAGAGCAGCGGGGCAGGGGAGUGGGGGGUACAUGCAAGUGUUGAACUUGACAGCAACUAACAACUCGUUCCUCAUAGAGAAAGUGCCCCCAGCAACCGGGCAAAGACAAGCAGACUUCCUUGUCGAUAGGCUCGUAGCACCCUAGAACCCGGCACAGGGAGUUCAUUGUACCCAGGUGCUUGGUAGGUGUUGAUGGAACUGAGAUGCAAAACGUUUAACCCCUAGCCCAGACAGGUCCCUGAAGUCCCAACACCACAGUGCCAAAUGUUAACGGCGCAGCUGCUGGAGGGCAAUGCGGUCUGCAGGUCCAGGCGGGCCCCUUUCUUCUUCUGCGUCCCCCUGGUUUAGCUAAGAUUCCCUCCAUUUCUCAGAUAAGGGAACUGAAGCUCAGGAAGAAAUGUGACUUGCCACCAUUCAUAUAGCUUUUAAGUGCCUGAGCUGGGAUUCAGCCUAGAACUGCCUGAUUCAAAAGCCUAAGUUCUUUCUUCUGGAUUCCUUUUUAAAGUUUUUUUUUUUUUUUUUUAAUCCCCAUUCCACAGAUGAGCAACCUCAGGCUCCAAAAAUUGAAGCAGGUGGUCCCAGAGCAUAUACUGGGUCAGCAACUGAGCCAGGAUGGGACCCUGGGUCUAUACAACUUGAUCCUGACCUUGAUAAAAUCCAACAUCCCCAUUUUACUGCUGAGAAAACAGGUUUAGAAAGGUUUCCCCAUGAUCUGAGAGUCAGGGCUGAGCCUAGGUUUUAUUGUGCUUGUUUUUCAUAACAGUUUCAUUGAAGUGUAAUCCACAUACCCUACAAUUCACACAUUAAAGUGUACAAUUUGGUGGUA